AAUACAGUCUCAUAAAGAUCUUUCAACUGGUUGCAACUAUGUUUCGCUUUGUGAUUCUUCUUGCUGCCCUGCUGCCCUCAACGUUUGCCAAUCCUAUUGCGUCCUGCGAUAAGCUUGAAGCAGUUCUGGCUCAAGAGAUCAAAACAUUUUCUCGGCAAGCAAUUCAGGAAGGCGUUCAACUGUUGCAGCGCCUUUUGAAAGAAGCCGAACUCCUCGGACCAAACACUGCAGAUCGAGCUGCAAUGGAUAAGUUAGCCAAAUUCAUUGAAAACUCAAAGAACGCCGAUGAUUCCGAAGAAUUGGAGGACUUGUUAUAUGAGCUAGAGGAUCUGCUGGUCCUGGGCGACUUUAGCGCUGAGGAGACAGAUGAAAUGGAUGAGGAUCUGAUCACAAAGUUGUUGCGUCAACUCGGCUUCGAUAUGUUUGAGCAAAAUUUGGAGAAGAAGUUGGCCAUCUUUAUGAAGAGAACUGAAUCCCACAUCGAGUCCUAUCUGAUGAGGGAGAAGGGAUUCCGUGACUCGAAAAUGACAACGUGGUUUAUUAAAUUCCAAAAUGAAACCGAUAUUGAGAAGAAAUUAUUUAUGUUGGACGACCUCUUCGAAAACUUUGAUUGUUAGAUUGUAUAAUGCCAUCAGCAUGUAGGUAUUCAAUAAUUACAGUUUAUUAACAUACAAAUAUAUUGAAAAACAUUUUAAAUG
Drosophila grimshawi is the source of this 698-nucleotide messenger RNA. RefSeq lists its product as uncharacterized. The transcript has 2 exons. NCBI's taxonomy places the organism in Eukaryota, Metazoa, Arthropoda, Insecta, Diptera, Drosophilidae. The record is from RefSeq and is a predicted model, not a curated record. The coding region runs from base 39 to 617 and encodes 192 amino acids.